AUGGCGCCUCCAACAAGGCAAAAUCACACCAGAAGGCAUCAUUCGCCACCAGCCCAGACCGAAGUCGAGCAUGACUUUCGUCAGGGAGCCGAGCACCUAUGCCGGAGACGGCGUCUCCAACACACCACCACCAAACCAGAGCAGCAGACGCCACCUGCUACACCGCCCAAGAACCAGCCGAAGCGCUGCCAGCGCGCAAGCCAGAGCAACCCGAAGGCCGUGCCCCGACCAUGCCACUGCGGACCACCAUCUCGGCAAGGAGCCACCACGCAACCUGACUGCAGACAGUCGCCAGCCGACCCACCUCCGAGCCUCCGGCCGCUCCAGGCCAGAGGCCGCCCGCCGCCCGCGCCCCCAGCAACACCGCCAGCCAUCGAUCUGAACCACCUCCAGAUCCACCACGCCCGCAGCACCGACGACGUCCCAGCAUCACGCCGAACGAGCAGGGCCGCCGACGAGCGCCCAGGCCACCACCAGCCUUGCCGGACCAGAUCUGAGCAGGGGACGCCCCGAUCCGCCGUGAGCAGGCACCACGGGCGGCCACCACGCUGCCCCCGCAGCCGUAGCGGCGGCACCACCGUCGAGAGCCCCUGGGGCCGUCGCCCCAGCUUCCUGGCGCGGAGCCCACGCCGCAGCACCGCCACCCGCAGCUCCAUGCCUCCGCCGCGUCACCGCGUAGAUCUGAAGGACACCUCGCUGCAGCUCGGCGCCUCGCGCCCGCGCCCCGCGCCCAAAGCUGCCCAACCGCCACCUUCCUUGGGCCAGCCCGAGCUUCGCUGGGAUGAGCCCUCCGGCGGCGGCGGGACGAGAAGAUGA
Messenger RNA from Aegilops tauschii subsp. strangulata, 816 nucleotides. NCBI's taxonomy places the organism in Eukaryota, Viridiplantae, Streptophyta, Magnoliopsida, Poales, Poaceae. The record is from RefSeq and is a predicted model, not a curated record.